AUGAAGACUGCUCUUGUUGUCGGCGCUCUCGCCGCCUAUGCUGCUGCUCACACAUAUCCCAACUGUGAGCAUGACAACUGCUACCGCGCUCUGAUCAAGGACGGUCUCCAGGACAAAGCCAGGAACUUCUGCUCCGGAUGGCUUGCUGGCACUACUACCCUGGACUCUGCUAUUCCCACCGACUUCAACAACUGCAACAACGUCAAGGCCGCCAGCUCUGCUUGCUCCUGCGUCACUUACAACCCUUCUCAGACAGCUGGUCCUUCCAUCACCUCUACUCCUGCCCUAAUCAGCGAGGAGCCCUCCACGACCACUCCUACGACCACCGAGUCUGAGCAGCCUCCUACAACGAUUCCUACCACUCAGGCUCCCGCUACGACCACUCCCGCGACCAGCCAUGCCACCACCAAGUGGACGACUUCCACCGUCUGCACCACCAAGACUUACACCAUCACCUCUUGUCCCACUGAGGUGACCAAGUGCCCCGCUGGUCACACCACCGUCAUUACAGAGACCAUUCCUAUCUAUACCACAGUCUGCCCCGUCACCGAGACCCAUGGUCCUCUGCCUCCUCCUCCCCGUCCUGCUGGCAACCAGACGUCUGCUCUUUACACCACUCAGAUCUAUACCAUCAGUUCUUGCCCUUCUUCUGUGCCCGAUUGCCCCAAGGUCGUCACCACCGUCUACCCUACUGGCACAACCAUAAUUAAGAGCUUGACCUCUGUGCCCGUUGAUUCCACCCAGCCUGCCCAGCCUACCCAGCCAAGUAUCCAACCUAUUCACGGUACCGGCGUUCCUCCCCCCGCCCCCCGCCCUCAGACCACUCAGCCUUCCCCUCCCAUCGUCACGGCCGCCGCUGGUCAGCUUGUUGGAAGCCUCGAGCUCGUUGCUGCCGCUGCUGGUGUUGCUGCCCUCUUGCUGUAA
Messenger RNA from Metarhizium album ARSEF 1941, 924 nucleotides. RefSeq lists its product as uncharacterized. Lineage: Eukaryota; Fungi; Ascomycota; Sordariomycetes; Hypocreales; Clavicipitaceae. The transcript has a single exon. The record is from RefSeq and is a predicted model, not a curated record. Bases 1 to 924 code for a protein of 307 amino acids.